Messenger RNA from Brassica rapa (field mustard), 767 nucleotides. RefSeq names its product early nodulin-like protein 1. Gene Ontology annotation, cellular component: plasma membrane. The record is from RefSeq and is a predicted model, not a curated record. Gene Ontology annotation, molecular function: electron transfer activity. Lineage: Eukaryota; Viridiplantae; Streptophyta; Magnoliopsida; Brassicales; Brassicaceae.
AUGCUCGACACUGCCCACUUGAGGCCAUGUGCCACAAUCCUCCAGUCAGGGGUAAAACCGCCAUUCCCUAACUCCUUUGACUUUCACCAAUUUAUACGAGCUAAGCUUUUCAGAGACAAAACUCACUCACCAAUCAAAGACAGAGAAAGAGAGAGAUGGGAAUGAUGAGUUUGAGCAGCGUAACGGUUUUGGUGAUGAUACUGCUAGUGCAAGUGUCUUCGACGCAGUACAAAGUUGGGGACUUGGACUCAUGGGGUAUCCCGACUGAUGCUAAAGUAUACACGAAAUGGCCCAAAUCUCACUCUUUCAAGAUCGGUGACUCCCUCUUGUUCUUGUACCCACCAAGCGAAGAUUCAAUGAUUCAAGUGACAGCUUCCAACUUCAAGAGCUGCAACACCAAAGAUCCGAUCUUGUACAUGAACGACGGCAACUCUCUCUUCAACCUCACCCAAAACGGAACCUUUUACUUCACCAGCGGACAUCCUGGCCACUGUCAAAAGUACCAGAAGCUCAUUGUCUCCGUCGGCACUUAUGUAACAGCCCGAUUCCCCGGAGUCCGACCGGGGAACCGGGCCGUUACAACUUACUCCGCCGAAGCAGACGCCUUGUCUCCCUCCUCUUCUUCUGCCGAUGCCGACGCUCCUUCUUACCAAAACGCAUUUGGAUCGAUCCCACUCUCUCAGAAAUCUUCGUCUUCAUCGCUGCUAUUCUCCACCGUCGUUGCUUCGCUGGCCUGCGCUGUCGUCGUCGUCGGUGCUCUCAUGUGA